This is a messenger RNA of Rhizophagus irregularis DAOM 181602=DAOM 197198, 660 nucleotides long. RefSeq lists its product as uncharacterized. The record is from RefSeq and is a predicted model, not a curated record. NCBI's taxonomy places the organism in Eukaryota, Fungi, Glomeromycota, Glomeromycetes, Glomerales, Glomeraceae. Gene Ontology annotation, molecular function: acyltransferase activity, transferring groups other than amino-acyl groups.
AUGAAUUCUCUGGCAUUAAAUAUUAAAUCAAAAGGACCAUUUGAAUUAAACCUUCCCAAAAAAGCAACCGAUAAAUUUCAUUUAUCCGCUUUAAAAUUAACGGAUAUACCACAAAUUGUUUCAUUGCUUGGACCAACAAAUAUAAAUUCAAUUGAUAUUCAUAAAAAUACUUCUUCAUUGCCAAAUCCUUAUACAUUAUCAGACGCAGAAUGGUUUGUUAAUAAAUGCAUAGUAGAAUAUACAAAAACAUUACAAUGUAAUAUAUGGGCGAUUCGUAAUUCAAAUGAAGAAUUUAUUGGAUGUAUUGGAUUACAUGAAAUAUUAAAAGAAAAAUAUGCUGUCGACGAUGAUCAAGAUAAAAAGUUAUUUAAUGAAUCGUAUGAAAUUGGAUAUUAUAUUUCUUCAGAAUACAGAGGUUUAGGUAUCGUUAGUGCUGCUGCAAAUUUUAUUUGUAAUGAGAUUGCUUUUAAAGAAUUGCAUUUAAAUUAUAUUAUUGGUAUGGCUUUUGCGAAUAAUGAGCAAAGUCAUAACGUACUAAAAAGAUGUGGUUUUAAAUUUGUUAAAUUAUUGAAAGACGCUUUAAAAAAGGGCGAUGAGAUGAGAGAUGUCUAUUGGUUCAUUAAAGAAAGAGAAGUAGAACAAAUUCAUAAUAUUUUAUAA